CAUUCUCAAACGUUUGCUCGCCAAGACACCAAAGGUUGUUGAGCAUGGUGAUUUAGAACACCAGACAGAGGUCGCCCAGCAAUUCUGCAGAUUGACAGAGCAGCUGAAUCAGCUCGAUACGAUAGAGAACACUGAGGCACACACUCCCGGUUUCGGGCUUGCGCUGCUCAACGCAAUCUCCACCGCAGCACGCUCGCAAUCUGAAGUCGACUUGCUUGGCGCUGCGAUAUCUGCGGGCGUGCUGCUCUCACCCAGCGACGGGAGCCGGGUCCUUGCAAUUGCCCUGGUCCGCGGGGACAUUUUCGCCGUGCUGGCGCGCGGCUGCGCCUCAGUGGCAAGACGCCCCGAGCCCGCCGGCCCCAGCGACAGUGGCAGCAGCGGUCGCGCUGGCUCUGGCGCGGGCGGUGGCGCCGGGGGCCCCAGCGGCAGAGGCGCGGGCGGCAGCGACGGGGGUAGCGGCAGUCCGAUGGCCGCGCUUCGCAAGCUGGGCUCCUACUUUGAUACGUACGAGUUCGUGAUGGUGCACCUUCGCGAGGACCUUGGAAAAAAUGUCUGGGCGGAGCUGUAUGGUGCACUGCGGCGCAGCUGUUUCCUGGAGCACGCUGCGGCGGCGCUGCUGCGCACCGCCGCCGACCUCACCAGCAUGCAGCAGCCGGUUGGGGUGCAACAGCAGCAGCACCCGCCGCCGCAGCACCCGCCGGCGCCGCAGCCACAGCAACAGGAUCAGCAACAGGUCGCCAUGUGGCGCCUGCAUGCGAGCGCUGCGGCGCUGUUCCUCAAGUCAACGCUGAGCUUGACGCGCCUGACAGGCCUGACCUUCGACGAGCUGUGUGCCAGCACCCGCCGCUACCGGCUAGAUCAGGUCUUCGACCCGGACCAUGCCGCGGCACAGGCUGCCCACGCGGCCGAGCUGCGGGAGCUCGUGUCGGGACCCGGCCUGCGGGCGCUGCUGCUGGCGUGCCUGACGCCGAGUCCUUUCGGCGAAUUCGGUGCUUCGCUGGUAGUAAUGCGCUGGCCAGCGAAGGUCGCCAUCAGAACAGAUGUUGCAGGGGGUGACGUUCGCCUGCUCUCGCUUCAGGUGGCGACGCGCGUCUUCCAAGCCACCGUGUCAGGCAGGCGCGGCGCAGUGCCGGUCGCGCAGCCGCCUUAUGGGUACGUCAACACGGGUUCGCAGGGCUGUGCUCUGUGGCCUCAGCAGCAACCGCAGACGCAGCAGGAGCAGCAGCAGGAGCAGCAGCAGGAGCAGCAGGGUGAAGGCGGGCAGCAGCGCACGGCGGACAAGCUGAGGAUGCAGACGGCCGAGGCGUGUGCGGCGGUGGCAGUGUAUUUCGAGCAGGUGCGAUUUGCGCAUUUCUGCAUCACAGCCACCCAGGGAGAUCACCCAACGAGCGUUAAAGACGCCGCUAUCAGCGGGGAGGACUGGGCCCGCACGGUGCCUGCAGUUCGGCUCCUGGUGCGGCUGCUGCCAGAGAUGGGCACCCGAGGGGCGGUGGGACGGCUGCCAGGGAUGUGGACACGGCUGGUGGCGGCAGUCACGCCUCGGCUGCUGGAGCCAGAGGUGCCGGAGGAGGACGCGAUGGGCUUGCUGGCGGACGCGGGCCUGCUGCUGCGGCUGCAGAUUGACUGGCGGGGAAACCUGCUGCCGCUGGCGCCGCUGCAGCCAAUGCCGGUAGCCGCGGACACCGCAGCAGCACAGCCGUUUGGUCACUACUGCCCCAGCCUCAGCCUGCGCCUCGCACUGGAGGCGGGCCUGCUGCCGGCCCUGGAGCGGCUGCUUCGCGCGGCGUUCGUGGAGCAGCCAGCGGCAGCAGGCGGGGGCCAGGCGGCUCGUCAGGAGGUGCUGGAGCGGCGCGCCCGGAUCGCGACGUGUGCGGUGGGCUGCUUGCUGCUGACCUCCGGCGUGUUUCCGGCGCUGCUGGCGCACGCGCCCGUGGCGGAGCUGGUGCCGCUGCUGGCGACGCUGGCCUGCGUGCAGCGGCGGCUGGCGGCGGCGGGCUAUGCGCUGCGGCUGCGCAAGCUGACCGAUUUUGCGAGCGUUUUGCCGGCCGCCACUUCCACACCCACCGAGUUUUCGGUCGGUGAGCGAUGGGCCCCCAUGCUCACGGCGCUUGCGCAGCAAGUCCGGGUCGUUUUGGAGUGGACGGCAUCGGCGCCGCCGCACCCGCAGCCCCCAGCCAUCCACCUCUGGCUGUGGCGCUUCCCUGUUGAUGUGCGGUGGCUGGCGGCGGCGGGCGGCGCGUCGCCGCCUGGCUUGGCGGCAGCGGCGGCACAGCAGCGGCGGAUGCAAUCACUGAUGUGCUUGUGGUGGGCGCCGGCGGUCAUGCCGGUGCAAAUGGACUUCCUCCUCAACGUACACCGGUUUCACGACAAGGAAGCUGGCGCAGUGCUGAGUGUGUGGCUAGAAUGCGCGCUCGAGACGCUGCAUCUGCAGCUGCGUGUGUGCCGGGCCUGCGCGCGUGCUCACCUAGCGUACUGGGACGCACAUGAGGAGGGGUGCCGGGAUAGCGGCAGCGGUGGCGGCACCGCAGGCGACAGCAGCGGCAGUGCCGGCAACAGCAGCGGCAGCCCUGCGGUCGGGGCCGGCGGCAAUUCGGAGACCACGUCUAAGGUGGCGGCAGGCGCUGCGGCUCAAUGCAUGGAGGUCGCUAUGGAAGAGUGGCGCCUCCGUGUCGCGGACCGGCGACCGCAAAUGGAGCGUCUGUAUGAGGCGGUCCUUACGCUGCUGUCCCUCAAGCCCAUGCGCGCGGCAGAAGAGGCGGAGGUGCGUAAGGAGGCGGCGCGCCGCGAAGUCAGCAGCGGUAAUAUUGCAGCGGCCAACAGCGCGGCAGGCGCCGGCAUUGCCACCGGUAGCAGUGGUGGUGGCGGCAGCGGUGGCGGCUUUCGGCUGCGGACGGUUGCCGAGCUGCUGGCGUCCACGGGGACUGCGUUGCUGGACCUGAUCGAGCAGGACACGCUGUGUGCGGCGCUGGCAUGGCGGGAGCAGAUAGCAGAUGUGUUGGGCCCUGCGGUAGGCACCGGCCCUUCAACGCCACCGGCGCCUUCACAACCGCCGCCGCCGCCGUACGUGCUGGUGCCUGCAGCUGCGCGGGCAGUGCUGUACAAGUACGGGGGCUUGGCGCAGCGGCCGGCGAUGGAGUCACUGCUGCUGCCGCUGCAAGGACCGGGUGAGGAGGAGGUCAAGGAGCGCGCGUGGGCGUGCCCUUUCCUGGACCCGCCGGGGACCACGUCACAGCAGGUGACGGCGGAGCAGCUGCAGGCGGCGGAGGCGGCGGCGUACCAACUGCUGCAGUCCGCGCUCGCCGAGCACAGGGAGGAAGCGCGGGUUGCGGAGGCGCCAGAGGCAGCGGGCUCGCAGCCACAGCCGCUGUCCCAGAAACCGCGAUGUGGGUCGGAUGCCAGCAGCCGGGCGUGGCUUGUGCUAUCGUGUGUCCCAGAGCGGCUGGCAUGCGCCCUGCUGGAGGAGGACGUGCAACGGCGGCAGGCCGCCGCUGAGUCCGCGCGAGCAACCAACGCAGGCGCGCAGGAGGAGGAGCAGGCGGAGGUGGUGGAUGUGAAAGGAAAGGGGGCGGCGGUGGCUCACAGCAAGGUGUGCUGCAACCCGGCAUGCACGAGCCUGGAAGGGCCCAGCGCGCUCAUUGCGCCGGGUAGCGGCAAGACGUGCGCGCGCUGCAAGGCGGUCACGUACUGCUGCGGCGCCUGCCAGCUGGCCCACUGGGGCGCCGCGGGCGGGGGGCACUCGCAGGUGUGCCCCAAGCUGGCGGCGUUGCCACUGUGAGGGAUGCCGGCGGUGUGGUGGUUUCCACUUGGCAAGAACAAGCAUGCUUUGAAGUUACCGGACGUGGGGAGAACGGGCACGGUUAAGCGCCUGCCUUUGUAACAAUACCGGACGUGGGGAUGUGCUGCUGUACUACUCUCAGGCGGUUUGUGGUUGUAUUAAUCACGCAUGUGCAUCAUGUAGGCGGGAUGAAUCAUGAUAUGGGGCUGGGAGCCGGUUCGGCCUUCAAUUUGGCGGUUGGAAGUGGACGGCAGCACGACCGGUGUGUUCCCAAACGUUGCAGAUUACAGCUCGCGGCCAGCCUGUCGUGCACUCUUUUGUGUAAUGUGUUUCCACUUGGGUGUGUCUUGUGGAGAAUACUGGGGCAUGGCCGCAUGGGCUUACAUUGGAGAGUUGUACGGCAUCGCAUAGGGCGGCGGGGCGGCGGCGCCGGCGGGGGGGGGGGCGGCGGAGGUCAUUGACCUGUGCGACAGUGACUGCAGGCAGCGUGGCUUUGGUGAGCAAGCGCGGCUGGUCAGCUGCACCAGGCCAACACCGUGGGUCAAUACCGAUCCAAUCCUUUCCUAGAGGCGGUGUCGUGUCGGGCUAGGGAACUACCAUCGCUGUACAUUUGGGACAAGUGGACUGGUUUAUGCUACACACGGCCGUUGGUUAGCAGCUGCAGGCAGCAACGCUGAGGCUGCGCUCUGGCUGGUCUUGCCUUCUGGCAGCUGCCGGCCGCUGUGAUAAAGCUACAUUUGCUAGUGUUUUGUUUCUGUGCUGUUGCUGCAUUGCCUUCGUGUUGAGUGUGAGCGGCCCAGGUGUACACAGCCCUGCGUUUCGUUGUUGGCGUGGCUUUGAAGUUGGGUCGCCAACGCAAGCUGGGUAGCUCGGGUUCAGGAUCAUCUUAUUCCCGUACCGAAUACUCAUGCACGCAAGUGGCGUCACUGGGCGAAGUGUGAAGGUGAACACCGAAUUGCAGACUAGUGGCUGGAGUGCUGAGGUGGAUGGAGUGCUGAGGUGGAUGGAGUGCUGAGGUGGCUGCCCGUCCCCAUGGCACUUAGCUUGCAGGAAGGAAGUGAGACAGGACUUCAGGAUAAGGCUACUCCGGGGCAUGUCAGGAAGGAAGUGAGACAGGACUUCAGGAUAAGGCUACUCCGGGGCAUGUCCCGUGCGCUUUGCAUACUGUUGGAGGGAUGGGGAUUUUGUUUGGGGCCUGCACGCAGAUCCAGGAGGGCUGCAGAAACGCCGAACCCGCUAAACCGUGUGAUGAACUGUGGAUGCCGGCUGCCUCGUGCUGCACGCGAGGCUAGUUGCCAACUUGCUUGUAGCCUCAUGUUCGCCUUAUAUGUGGCAGGCAGCGCGAUUUUGCCGUGGACGAGAAAGAGGGAGAGUCUGGCGCGCGGAUUACGGAAUGUUUCUG
This is a messenger RNA of Chlamydomonas reinhardtii, 5177 nucleotides long. RefSeq lists its product as uncharacterized. NCBI's taxonomy places the organism in Eukaryota, Viridiplantae, Chlorophyta, Chlorophyceae, Chlamydomonadales, Chlamydomonadaceae. The transcript has 3 exons. Gene Ontology annotation, molecular function: kinase activity. Bases 467 to 3775 code for a protein of 1102 amino acids. The record is from RefSeq and is a predicted model, not a curated record.